AGCGGCUCUACGUCUCCCUCUAGCGGCGGCUGUGGAGCACAAAGAGGAGGAGCGAGCGACUUGCUGGGUUUUAUUCAAAUUAACACCUAUUUUAUCAGGUCUUUCGGGAGACUUCGUGGCACUGGACAUAUUCAGACAACAGUUCUCCUCCCUGUUGAAACUCUGGUAGUUUUAUAGUGGAGAAACCGAGUCCGCGGCUCAGUGAGAGUGAGAAGAACCGUGUCUUUAACUUUGGUCGUGGCUAAAACCUGCGGGGAGGAAAGCCGCGCUCUUUAUACACUCUUUAGCGUGGAUAUCUUUAGGUGGUGAAGAUGCACAUUUAAGUGUGAAGAAAUAACUUCCUUCCUGUUGCUUCGUUUGGAUUUGGCGCAUUGUUUGCGCAGUUUGGUGGUUUUGGCAGAAGAGGGUGAACGUUUCCUGUUCUCUUCACCAAACCACACCGUUCUGCUUGUCUUUCCGUUUGAUGUCUCGCCCGUGAAAAGGGACAUGUUUUUUUCCCCGUGCGCAACUGAACGUCGCGCAAAAAGAUGGCAGCAUCACCGAAGGCUCUGCUGGAGUGGUGCCGCGUCACAUGCGCCAGCUACCCCGCUGUGGAAGUGAAGAACAUGUCAGCCUCCUUCAGGGAUGGGCUGGCGUUUUGUGCCAUCAUCCACAAACACCGACCCGACUUGAUAGACUUCAGCUCUCUGUCCAGGGGAAAUGUUUAUCAAAAUAACAAGCUGGCUUUCGAGGUCGCAGAAGCGAAGCUGGGAAUCCCUCCUCUGCUGGACCCACAGGACAUGGUUUCCACGGACGCGCCUGACUUUCUCACCGUCAUCACCUACGUCUCCCAAUACUACAACUUCUUCAGCGGAGAAUCUCCCGGUCCCUGCAGGUCGUGGUCGUCGCAGGUCCUGAACGUCACGAAGGUGCAUAAAACUCUGAGAAGCCAGAAGAGCCUGACUGAACUGGAAACCAGUAAAGAGGACGGUCAUGCUGGCCUGAGGCGCAGGGCGGUGUGUUCCCUCUGCUUCAAGCCGGUUCACCUCAUACAGAAGAGUCUGGCUGACGGGAAGGUUUACCACCGCCGCUGCUUCAGGUGCAGAGUGUGCCUCUGCGUUUUGUUGCCAGGCUCCUACCCUCCAGGAAGUGAUCAGACGUCCUUCAUCUGCUCUCAUCAUGCAACGGACAGAAAAGUUGUCGGCGUUGACAGCGAGCGGCAACUCGGGUCUGCUGGUCAUCGGCCCGGUCAUCCGAUCCAGACGGGUUUCUACUCUCUGAGCGGGUCGGCCAUCUGCAGCGUGCCUCGCUACGCCGAGCCGCGGCGAGCCACGGAGGGAGGGGGACUUCCUGUCCCGGCUCCCAGGAGAAGCCUGGACUCCUCUGUGGCUCCUGUUCCCGCGCCCAGGUCCAGAACCGCUCAGGCAAUGAGUGACUCCCCCGCUGGAGAGUCUUCACCUCAACCUCCUGUCCUCAGGAGCCCCAAAGUGAAAAGCAACCAUCCUUGGAUGGCCAUCGUGCAUCCUGGACCCUGGACCCAGCUGCCUCCGGCUCCACCUCCGGUACCCGUCCCUCGGUCCAAACCCGUCUCCAACACGCGGACGCCAUGGAACAGACCCAGGACGCCGUCUCUCAAUCCGUUCGAGGAAGAGGAGGAGGUCGAUGAAGCUCCGAAGCAGGAGGCGGCCAGUCGGACCGGGCCUUCUGCCGGUCCCUCUGAGGACAGCGGCAUCGCUCGCGUCCAGGGCGGAGAGGAACCUGGCAGCGAGUCUGAGCGGAAGGUGGACGGAGGCCAGGACGGGCGCGUGUGUGUUUUUACGGAGGAACGUGAAGGAGCGGAGCCAGACCCGGUUCGGGGAGCGACCGCCGGCGGUAACUCGGCGGGAACCAUCAGCGGAGAACUCGCAGACGGAGGUCAGAACGGUCCGUCACACACAACAGAGCCGAGGUCCUCUGAAGCACAGAGGAGCGCCGCUUUACCCAGGAGUCUGUCCGUGCCAGCGAUGCCGUCUGAACGCUCCGAGAGCGGCGCCGCGGCCGCAGGGCUGCGUGACGCCAACCGGCCCGUCUCAGCGUGCGAAGGGGAGUCCGCCUGUAAAGAAGAUCCAUUCUCGGAGCGACCUGGGAUGUCCCGGUCGCAGACGGUUCAGAACCUGUCGUCCACCCGUGGGCCGGCGCCUGGACACGGUUUCCCUCUCAUCAGGAGGCAGGUGCGGACGGACCGGGACGUUUCCACGGAAGACCUGCAGCAGCAGAUGAGGAGCUUGGACGGCGACCUGGAGGCGCUGGAGCAACGAGGAGUGGAGCUGGAGAGGAGCAUUCGAGACGGCAGGACGGGCAAAGAAGAACAGAUGCUGACUGAGUGGUUCGGCCUCGUCCAUGAGCAACACACUCUGCUGCGCAAAAACAAAGAACUGGUCUACCUCACAAAACAGCAAAUAUUAGAGGACAGGCAAGCGGAUGUGGAGUACAAGCUCAGGUGUCUCCUCAAUAAGCCCGAGAAAGACUGGGAUCAGGAGGACCGAGGCCGGGAGCAGCAGCUGAUGGCUGAGCUGGUCACCAUCAUUGAACAGAGGAACCAGAUCAUCAGCAGCUUGGAUCAGGACAGAGAAAGAGACGAAGAUAUGGAAAGCACGAGAAAUAAGAGCUUUCAGAAGGACGGGCCGAAGAAGACCAAAGGAAAGCUGAAGGCCCCGAAAGUCUUUAAAAUGCUGAACCACAAACCAGAGAGCAGCAAGGAGCCCGUGGAGAAAAAGAGCUGAAAAAGCAUUCCCACCGCACUAACAACCCGCAAUCCAUGUUCAUCUCGAGUUUGUUAUAAAAACAUGCAACAUCAGUGUGCUAAAUGUAUGUAUUUAAGUUCUUUAUUUUUGUAAAAUGCCACUUUUUUUUUUUUGUCCAAGUAUCUGCCUGGGCGUUUAAGCCCGUUGAUACCUGGUGGUGUGACGUCAUUAAUAUUUUUUGGUCAGUAACAUUUUAAUUCACAAAGGAUUCAGCUUCGUUCGACUGGCUUCAUAAUUACAUUUUGUCUGCUGCUUCACAUUUCAUGUCAUGUUUUUUUUUUUCCCAGUUCAACAUUAUGAUGUGCUCCCAACUGUGUUCUUUCAAGGAUCUAUAAUGAUAAAUAUAUGUACUUUUUACAG
Xiphophorus maculatus (southern platyfish) is the source of this 3122-nucleotide messenger RNA. RefSeq names its product MICAL-like protein 1. NCBI's taxonomy places the organism in Eukaryota, Metazoa, Chordata, Actinopteri, Cyprinodontiformes, Poeciliidae. The record is from RefSeq and is a predicted model, not a curated record. The transcript is spliced from 15 exons. Gene Ontology annotation, molecular function: protein binding. The coding region runs from base 528 to 2741 and encodes 737 amino acids.